UGAUAUUUUUUUUUUAGCAACAUAAAGUAUCGCCAGAGCCAGAUUAUUUACCAUCAACCGCUCGGGAACCUUUUGCAACUAUUUUUCUGCCCAAAAAAAAGAGCUACAGCGCGCCUUGUUUCGAUGGAUAUGAUGAACAUCCACUUGAUAGAAGUUUGGAGCGAGCUUUUGCGCUCUGCUUUACACAAUGAUGCAGUUCUAAGAGAACUUCUCGAACGGCGCCCUGAAAUUCAGCGGGCGAAAGAUCUGAACAACAUGUUCGUGAACUAUCUUUCUAUAAUCCACAAAGUCUUCAGUGUGAAGAUGGGUGGUGAAUUGGUUGGCCUGAGAGGUGCGACACAAUUUGAUGACAGCAGAAACAUGUGCUAACAGUUGUAUCAAUUUAGUUAGAAUGCCUAGCGACCCGGAGUUCGUCGAAAUGCUGCAAUUGCUGGUACGCUACACAGAAGAUAUCACCGCUUGGGUAGAGGAACAUGAUCGAACAGGCGCACCUUGGAUAUCCAUCGAUGGUAAGACUCGGACAAGGCGCAUAAAAAGAGGACAAAUUGACAAAGCAUCCAGAAUUUUGGGCAGAUUCCUUGCUUCAAGUGGACAUGCAGUGCCAGAGAUGGUGGGUAUUGGCGGAUAUGACAAUAUUCAAUCAAGCCACCAGCUCAUUAAUGAUGCACCCUCCACUGACACCCAACGAAGAAAGAGAAAUCGUCGCAAUUAAUGAAGCCAUCAGCUCAUUCGGAAUGCCUCCAUCAUUAUCAGCCAUCGAAGAAAGUCUCACGCAAUCUGAGACGUUUAAAGCUCUGCUGACUCCGGCAUCGUCUUUCACAAAACAUCAGAGUCCAUCUACUGCCUCCUCUAGUUUCAGUUGUCCAUUUGCUACGACAUCCUUCAACCAAAAUCAAAUAGCAGCUGAGCUUCCUGCAAGCUGGAAUAAUGUUAGAAGACUAGGCUGUGCUUCGCACGAUACUCCGUUCUGCGGGUUCGAUCGGAAUUCUUCAGAUGAUGAGCGAGAUUAUUUUUUAUUCUCAGAUGCGCAAGAUAAUCCGGUAACCACACCAUCUGCAUCUCGACUAGAACAGGCAGGAUUCAUAUCCUCGCGUGAUCCGAGUAUAUUGGUUCAAACUUCUGCCAAUAAACAAAAUGGAUUUUUUAAGCCAGUACCUCCGCCGAUUCGGAAGAUUGCCAUCCCACGACUCCAAAAAGGCUCUUUUCGGCCACUUCCCCACCAAACUCAAAAUUCCAUGGCUAGAUCUUCUCCUGCAAUUGAACAAGCUUCCGAUUUGGCAAUCCCUAGAAAGCGGCGAUACACGAAAAUUUCCGCAGAAACGUUGAGCCCUGGACGGCAAAAGCGACAAGCACUAGGUCACGAGACGCCACAGCACAAUCCAACAUCCGCUGAUUAUGGAAUCUCCACACCUGGUUCGGAGUUCUCACCUGGUACUUUACGCAAAGACUCCCUUGGUAGCGCUGUUGCGAAUUCCGGAGAACCUUAUAAUGCCAACAGUAAGACAGCGACGCUGCAUUCAAAUGUGAACAACAUAGGUGUUAUUACCUCACAAACGGACUGGAACAACACAGUUUCCGUUGCAUUUAACUCAAACCAGGGAGCUCAUAUUGGCGUUACUUCGCAAAAGGACUGGGACGAUGCGGUCUUAGUUGCGUUUAACUCAAACCAAGAAGGGGUAAUACAGGCCUGGGAAUUGGGAGUCCGCCAAUGAACAACGAUUUCACGAACUUCGCAGGAUCUGCCGCUCCUCACUGCGUGGAUAUUGAUAUGGACAUGGAAAAUGUGCUGGCUGAAUCCAUUCUUUGGGUACAAUUAGUGGCAAGUUUAACGCAUGCUGCGAAAAUCUGCUCGAGCCGCGGAAAGCAACAGAGAAUGACUUGAUAGGUGAAAGUUUUGGUUCUCGGCCGGAAAAAGAAGCGUCU
Molecule: messenger RNA, 1923 nt
Organism: Sclerotinia trifoliorum
Lineage: Eukaryota; Fungi; Ascomycota; Leotiomycetes; Helotiales; Sclerotiniaceae
Source: the annotation of a GenBank genome assembly